CCGUCUCCGCCGGCCGCCAUUUUGAGUCUCUCUGUCCGCUUCCUGUGGCGGAGCUGCUGUUGGGCUGCGGCGGUGGACGAGCGCCUUUUCGGCUUCGAUUUCUUCGCUUUCCCUACCCCUCCGUCCUCGCCGAAGGUGGUUUAUUGCUGCUUCUCCUCGCCCUUUCCAGCGCCUCGCACGACGAGCCGAGCCGGGCCGGUCCGCGCCGGGGACGGAGAGAGGCGGUGUGCCGCGGUAGAACAGGACGCUGUGCAGGCUGCGGGUUCUGAACAGAAGAUGGCUACCCAGGCUGAUCUGAUGGAGCUUGAUAUGGCCAUGGAGCCAGACCGUAAGGCAGCAGUCAGCCACUGGCAACAGCAGUCCUACUUGGAUUCUGGCAUCCAUUCUGGAGCAACGACCACAGCGCCCUCCCUGAGUGGGAAGGGCAACCCUGAGGACGACGAUGUGGACAACCAGGUCCUGUACGAAUGGGAGACGGGAUUCUCGCAGUCCUUCACUCAGGAUCAGGUGGCAGAUAUAGAUGGACAAUAUGCCAUGACCAGAGCACAGAGAGUGAGGGCUGCGAUGUUUCCAGAAACACUCGAUGAAGGCAUGCAGAUCCCUUCCACGCAGUUCGAUGGCGCUCACCCUACCAACGUGCAGCGCUUGGCAGAACCUUCCCAGAUGCUGAAGCACGCUGUGGUGAACCUGAUCAACUAUCAGGACGACGCUGAGCUGGCCACACGAGCCAUCCCAGAGCUGACCAAGCUUCUGAACGACGAGGACCAGGUGGUUGUGAACAAGGCAGCAGUAAUGGUUCACCAGCUGUCCAAGAAAGAGGCCUCCCGCCACGCCAUCAUGCGCUCGCCCCAGAUGGUGUCGGCCAUCGUCCGCACCAUGCAGAACACGAACGAUGUGGAAACGGCGCGGUGCACUGCUGGCACGCUUCACAACCUCUCUCACCACCGGGAGGGGCUGCUUGCAAUAUUCAAGUCGGGUGGCAUCCCUGCCUUAGUCAAAAUGCUGGGGUCUCCUGUCGACUCAGUACUGUUCUACGCCAUCACAACCCUCCACAACCUGCUUUUGCACCAGGAGGGGGCCAAGAUGGCAGUUCGUCUGGCUGGUGGCCUUCAGAAAAUGGUUGCCUUGCUCAACAAGACAAAUGUCAAAUUCCUUGCAAUCACAACUGAUUGCCUCCAGAUCUUGGCUUAUGGCAACCAGGAAAGCAAGCUCAUCAUCCUAGCCAGCGGAGGUCCACAGGCGCUCGUCAACAUCAUGAGGACCUACACAUACGAGAAGCUGCUUUGGACCACCAGUCGAGUGCUUAAAGUGCUUUCUGUUUGUUCAAGCAAUAAGCCUGCCAUUGUUGAAGCAGGUGGUAUGCAGGCACUGGGGCUCCACCUCACAGACCCAAGUCAGCGUCUUGUUCAGAACUGUCUUUGGACCCUAAGAAAUCUCUCAGAUGCUGCAACAAAGCAGGAGGGGAUGGAAGGCCUCCUUGGCACCCUGGUGCAGCUGCUGGGCUCUGAUGACAUCAACGUGGUGACGUGUGCCGCCGGCAUCCUUUCCAAUCUCACCUGCAACAACUACAAGAACAAGAUGAUGGUGUGCCAGGUGGGGGGGAUCGAGGCCUUGGUGCGCACGGUGCUGCGCGCCGGGGACCGGGAGGACAUCACGGAGCCCGCCAUCUGUGCCCUCCGGCACCUGACGAGCCGACACCAGGACGCCGAGAUGGCUCAGAACGCCGUGCGCCUCCACUACGGCCUGCCGGUGGUGGUGAAGCUGCUGCACCCUCCCUCUCACUGGCCGCUGAUUAAGGCCACGGUGGGGCUGAUCCGCAACUUGGCCCUGUGCCCAGCCAACCAUGCUCCGCUGCGUGAGCAGGGCGCCAUUCCCAGGCUGGUGCAGCUGCUGGUGAGAGCGCACCAAGACACGCAGCGCCGCACCUCCAUGGGCGGAACACAGCAGCAGUUCGUGGAAGGGGUUCGCAUGGAAGAAAUCGUCGAGGGCUGCACUGGAGCUUUGCACAUCCUGGCAAGAGACGUUCACAACCGCAUUGUCAUCCGGGGGCUCAACACCAUUCCACUCUUCGUGCAGUUGCUGUACUCCCCCAUUGAGAACAUCCAGAGGGUGGCCGCGGGCGUGCUCUGCGAGCUGGCCCAGGACAAGGAGGCAGCCGAGGCCAUCGAGGCGGAGGGGGCCACCGCCCCCCUGACCGAGCUGCUCCACUCCAGGAACGAGGGCGUGGCUACGUACGCCGCGGCGGUCUUGUUCCGCAUGUCGGAGGACAAGCCUCAGGACUACAAAAAGCGCCUGUCUGUUGAACUGACGAGCUCUCUGUUCAGGACCGAGCCAAUGACCUGGAAUGAGACUGGAGACCUUGGACUUGACAUUGGAGCCCAGGGAGAGCCUCUUGGCUACCGUCAAGAUGACCCUAGCUACCGUUCGUUCCACUCUGGCGGGUACGGGCAGGAUGCCAUGGGUAUGGACCCAAUGAUGGACCAUGACAUGGGUGGCCAUCACCCUGGCGCUGAGUACCCAGUUGAUGGGCUGCCAGACCUGGGGCAUGCCCAGGACCUGAUUGAGGGCUUGCCCCCAGGUGAUAGCAAUCAGCUGGCCUGGUUUGAUACUGAUCUGUAAAUUACUACUUUAGCUGUAUCGUCUGAAUGAACUUGCAUUGUGAUUUGGCCUGUAGAGUUGCUGAGAGGGCUCGAGGGGUGGGCUAGUAUCUCAGAAAGUGCCUGACACUAACAAAAGCUGAGUUUCCUAUGGGAACAGUCGAAGUAAAACUUUUUUUGUUCUGGUCCUUUUUGGUUGAGGAGUAAACUGCAAAAGGAUUUUUGGAGCUGGUGCCUAAAUGGAGAAUGCACAAGAGUGGAUCUUAAGAUGGAAAUUCAAACCCUAGCCUUGCCUGUCUUUUUUUAUUACUUUUUAUUUUUUUAUUUUUCAGUUUCUGUAAUGGUACUGAUCUAGCUUGCUUUAAACUAGUCUAGUCAUUUUUUGCAGUAAUUUGUAUUCCUUUUAAGUCUUUCUUGUAGUGUUAAGUUAUAGUGGUAAUGCUCCAUAAGUUUCUAAAUUUUAUCAAGUAAUGGUGUAGAACACUAAUCAAUUUAAUUGUAUUCUGAAUAAAGUGUAACAUUGUGUAGCUUUUGUAUAAAACCAGGAAUUGGAAAUGGUCCAAAUACAUUCUUUUAAAUGCUUACAUAAGCAGAGAAACUGUUUCCAGUGUCUAAGGAUUGUUCCAAAGGGGUGCAUUUGGGUGGGGCCAGAAUUUUUGCAAUUGAAGGUAGUUUAAUGAAAACCGUAAGUUGUUGUAGCCUGCUGUGCUUAUUGGAAACAUGGUUAUGAAAUGGCUAAACAAUAAAAUGGACUUUUAUUUCAGUUA
Messenger RNA from Lepisosteus oculatus (spotted gar), 3364 nucleotides. It is a transcript of the gene ctnnb1, whose product is annotated as catenin (cadherin-associated protein), beta 1. The record is from RefSeq and is a predicted model, not a curated record. Gene Ontology annotation, biological process: canonical Wnt signaling pathway; positive regulation of transcription by RNA polymerase II; cell-cell adhesion. Gene Ontology annotation, molecular function: cadherin binding; transcription coactivator activity; nuclear receptor binding. Gene Ontology annotation, cellular component: cytoplasm; adherens junction; nucleus. NCBI's taxonomy places the organism in Eukaryota, Metazoa, Chordata, Actinopteri, Semionotiformes, Lepisosteidae.